GCUGAACAGUGUUUUCAUUGAAUGAACAGUAAUCUCGCCUCAUCCCAAAUUAUACCCUCAACGUUCGCUUCAAACUAAUCGCAACCUUCGUUCCUUGCAUCUUUCCCCCAUUCGAGCCUCUUCAGUCUUCACUCACUUCCUCCUCCGUCCAUCUCUGUUCCCGUUUCUCCUUCCUUUCCUUGCAUCUUAGCCACCGAACAAGAAGAUGACCAAAUCUCUCUCACACAGAAAUGGCCACCUUCAAUUUUGCCGGAAAUCUUUCCACAUUAGAUUGCAUCUCACCGUUCCUUCCCUUUCUUCGAUCUACCCCGCUUCAUCUCCUUCUCCAUCGUCUGCACAGCCACGGAAAUUAAAGCUUCACAUCUUCAUCUCCUUUCUAUUAUCCGACUUCCACCGCCGAUUUCCCCGCCUCACACAAGAGCAACCUAGAAUUGGUGUGUUCAGGUUUUAGCCUUCAGUAGACCCGUUUUUAGGGUAUGGAAUCCAACACCAGAAAGCUUGUGUAAUCCUCCAGUGGACCCGUUUUUAGGCUGUGGAGUCCAACACCAGAAAGCUUGUGUAAUCCUCCGGUAGACCCGUUUUUAGCUUGUGGAAUCCAACUUCAGUUAUUUAAAUGAAGUUUAACGGCAGAGGUUUGGUUUCAAUGGUUCACUGAAAUAUAAGAACGAGGAAGCAAUGGUUUGCUGAAAUCUUCUAAGCUCCUUACCAACAGGGAAUCAGGUGGAAACUAUAUACAAGUAUGUCCAUAUGCGGUCGGUGCAGAUGGUAAAGAUAUCCCAGCCACCCAGGUGCACUCCAUCGACCGUGUAUGCCAACUUCUUCAGUAGAUAGGCACCUAGAUCGGUCACUAUAGUGUAUCGUCCAUCGGGCAUACACUAUAGAAGGAAUUUUUCACUGGCGAUUUUUAAGAAAGAAAUAACAGCUUUAUGUGCUCUACUGCUCUGGACAUCGCAAUGUAAGUGGUUUGACCUUUCUAUUCAUGUUUUCCUUCAAAUACAUGAACUCAAAUAAUGAAGCAAAUGUUUUCUUUCAAAUACAUGAACUCAAAUAAUGAAGCAAGGGGCAAUUGAUUUGGUGAAAUUUUCUUAAUGACUUUGCAAUCUAUAUAUAACAUAGGAAGUUAUGCAUAUCUUACGAAGUUAUGCUCUUAAGAAGUUAUAUACUUCGUAUAUCUUAAGAAGUUAUCUACGUAGUACUCUGUAUAUUUUAAGAAAGAAAUAACAGCCUUUUGUAAUAGCUUACUUUGCAAUCCGACUCUAUGGUUUGGGGAGGGGGUGUUGAAGGACCAUUCUGCUACAUCACAGAUUUAAGAUAACAAUUACCUCCAUAAUAUUUACCCUCAUACUUUGUUCACUAUAAUGACAAAGAGUUUAAUAUUUGCACAUGGGUGAACCACACCGAACCGGGUUAAUUACAAAAAAUUGAGUAACUUCUAAACACAGGGAGGUCAUAUAGGCACGGCCUUUCUAGGGCCUUUCUUUUUUAGGUGUGAACCGAACCGAACCGGGCUACAACGGUUCGGUUCCAACCGAUUCUAUGGUUCCAAGUUCCAAAAUCUCACCCCUAAUUUUGAGGCCACAUUAUUUAAUAAAUGUCUUAGGGAGUAAGUAGAGUCCAAUUCCAGUAGAAACUGUUGCAGACUUUGCAUGUAAUAUUAACUCAUAUUACCAUUUCUUCCCUUUUGUUGUACAAAAAACAAACACUGUGGCAUUUUCUAACUAUAUCUAUAUACUUCCAUAAUAUUCCAUCAUUUGCAAUGGAGCCAAAGACUCACUAUUUUUUGGCCCGGGAAUAUGAUGUAAUAAAGCAAAUGGGCUCACUAAACUGUCUGCGCUUCUUUGUUAUGAAGCAACAGUCAGUUCAUGCAAUUUUUGACGCGAUUUUCACUAUGGGUCAUCCAGAAACAGUCUCUCUGUGCUUUAGUACAUGGGUAAGACUGUGUACAUCCGACCCCCCUUACCCCACUGUAGUUGGGAGCCUUUGCGGCACUGGGGGUAAUGAUGAUGAUGAUCGAUAUACUUCCAUAAGAAAUGUUAGGGAUGAAAGUCACCUUAGGGGAGGGGCUAAUAAAGAGAGGGUUGACCAAGAGGGGAAAGUAGUGGCAUAUCCAGAGUAAAAGGAAAACUAAUUUUGAAGAGACACCAAUAUUGGACUCCAUUGACGUACAAAGACAUCUUGGCUGAAAUUACAGCAAAGCAAGACUCUUUGAGGAGGAAUUUGAUCAAUCGAAAGCAGGGACUAAUAAAAGAAAAUUCAAUGAAAAUAAAGUUGAGUGUAUAUCAUUCUCGAUGUGAAGUGUUUGCAUAUUUUCAUUGAAGUUCUUGGGGAAAUGCUAAGUUGCAAACAUUUGUUUGCAUUUUUUGGUGCUAGAAAAAGAAUUGAAGGGUAUUUUCAGCAAUUUUAGUGAUAAGCUCGAUAAGUUAUGGAUAAUUUUGUGAUUCUAAGAUAAUUUCAUUUAAGUAAUUUAUCCCUAACAUUUUUCUUGGUGGCAUUUUUGUGUUAUGAUUUUGGGGAUGCAUAUUGUAAUUUGUCUACAAUGAGGUAUUAGAUCAUUCUAAUUAGAGAUGGUAUUGAGACGCAUCGGAGACAGUUGUGCAUACACCCGUACUCGCCUCUUUGGGUCAUUUCCCCGCUCUGUAAUUGUCCCAUUACCCAAUGUGUAAUUUUUAUCCAAACUAUAACUGUCCCAACGUGUAACGGGUAUAACUGUGGGUAAUCGCUAUAUUAAAUGAUUCAUUGAUAUUUUAAUAUAAAAAUUAAUACUUUAAAGGGUGAAAAAUGGCAUUGCCUAGAUGGUUCUAGACGUGAGAUGCCACUUAAAAGUUUCGUGCUCUACAAUGCGAGAAAUGACAAUCUAAAUUAAUUUGAACAUAAAAAUACUUCAACGAAAAAUAAUUAAAUUAAGAAAGAUUUGAUAAUAACCAAACAAGACUAUUAAAAUCUAUUAUAAAAUUUCAUACAUACACUACAGUUAGUAUAUCCAUAUAUACACAAUGAAAAUUAAAGAGAAAAAUCUCAUCUUGUAUUAGUUGUGAGACAAAUAAUGGAAAAAAUGUAAUCAAAUAUAACUACACAUAAACAGGCAGGGUACGGGGUGGAUAAUGGGGCAGGCAUAUAAAAUUUACCCUUAGAAAUAAAACGGUUAUUCCCCGACUCGUACACGUUACCCAGUCAAUGCGGUUUUGCCUGUUUUGACUGGAACGAUUUGGUGCAAGUAUCCAUCACAUCAGUCACAAUUGUCAUCCCUACUUCUAAUAUCUUUUACUAUGUAUUUGUCGUUAUUAAUUUACGAUUUGUGUCAUUCGUGUGAUAAUUGACAAGUAAUAUUAUAAUCUAUAACUGUACUUAUAUAUUAACAUUAAAAAUAGCUGCAUAUUACAUCCCGUGCAACGCAAGGGUGGAAUACUAGUAUAUAAAACACUAAACACUCAUGCCAUUACUAUGACUGCAAGCAGAAGUGCAGCUUAUGAACCUUAUGUUUACUUGCUACCUUUUACACUGAUUGAGUACUAACAUGCUAUGCUUUUGGAGUCCACGUAGCUGUUUGGUAAUGUUAAUCUUUCAAUUAUGACACAAAACUAUUCAAUAUAUACUUAUUACCCUGACACUUCUUAGAGAUUUCAUCUCUUAACUUAUUCACAGUAACUGCUAUAUCUUCACUCUCAUGACUCAACACUUACUAUUUAUCGGUUUUUUCUCACCUUUUCAAGAUUGAUGGGCUUAUAUCAAAAGGACAAGGAGAUUAUAAUAUCUUUAUGUAGAGGUAAAUGGACACCCAAUCAACCAGCCUUUGAUUCUAUACUCAAGCAUUUAAACAUUCUAAUUCUGAGAGAUAUAAAACCCUAAAAAUUCUACUUCACACAUAUUACAUACGUAAUAUAAUUUAAAUGACAUAAAUAAAGUUGAUAUUUUAUCAAAAUUCGAAAUAGAAGACGUAUUUUAACUUUUUUUACUCACUUUGACGGUAUACACUAUCUUCAAGAUUAACCAAUGAGCUAAAUUUAAUAGAUCGUUGUGAACAAAAUUUUAAUAUAUGUACAGUUGUACACAUAAAAACAAUACAUUUUCCUUUUUCAUAUUCCUGCCUAGUGAUGUACAUAUGAUGAGAGCAGAAAAAUAAAAAUGAACGGGGUAAACCGUUGCUUAGAUAAUCAAUGAUAAAAAUACCGUUGCCCAGAGCCAAAAGGCUAAACUCUAAUUUUAUUCCAAGAUCAUGCCAAAAUGAAUCCUAACAAGGGGUUUAAAUAUUCAUCUACUAAUUCUCAAACUAGGAACUAAAUCCUGGAAAUCCUAAUCAAUUCCAACUAGGAAACAGAAUAAUAAAGAUCCUUAUCAACUUCAAAUAGGAAACAAAUAAUAGGAAUCCUAAUUAACCCCUAAUAGGAAACAAAUAUUAGAAAUCCUAAAUAACUCUAAAAAAUAAGAAACAAAUCAGGAAAAUUAAAAAGAAUAAAUAUUAAUUAAACAGCCUGCAACCAACCCACGAAGGUGGGUUCAAGCCUGGGACUAAAGUUCUAGUGAAUGAGAAAUCUAACUAGACCAAUCAAAAUUCUGAGUAAAAGAUAUAACUCAAUUUGUGUAAUUUAGAAUGUAUAACCACUUAAAAAGCUACACACAAUCAUCUCUCUCAGUUCUUAGGAAAACUAAAAAAUAAGUCAAUACAGACUUAUGUGUAGACUCCUAAAAAUUAACUCAUAAUUUUGGCAACUAUAAAACUUAGCAGCAUGAGUACACCGAACAAUUAAAUAUAAACCGAGUAAAUUGACAUAAGAAAAUCAUGAACACAACUAGGAGGACAACAUGAAUAUGAUUCAACUAAGUUCAGGGUCUGAUUUUAAUAAAUUGAUAAUAGAUCAAAAGAGAAGGGUUGUUGAAACUGUAAACGGUGGCUGCUGAUAAUAUAUCUAAUGCUUAGUCCAACUCUUUCAUACAAAAUUGACUUAAGUGAGAAGAACAAGACCUCUAUUAGAUAAAUUAGCUUAUCGUGAUUAAUUUGUUAAACAUGAGUAAAAUAUUCUAAAUUACUGGGAUAAACUUUGCUUCUAAAUAUAGAAUUGUGAAGGAGAAAUCUCACUAAAUGAAAGAAAAGCUAAUUCAGUUUUAACAUUAGAGGAGACUAGGGGAGACGAGAAACAUACUGGUGAUGGGGAGUAGACCUGUACAAAACGGGUUCAGGUCGGGCUCAGGCCGGGCUUUUUAUAAAUUUUCCGCCCAUCAUGUAUGGACGGGCCCGGCCCGGCCCGCAAAAAUGGGCCUAACCCUAUGUCCAUACCCGCCCAUAAGAGUGGGCCGAUUAAUCCACCGGGCCGCCCGGCCCGGGAAAACUUUAAAUUUUUCAAAAUUAUAUGAUUUUUUAAAUACUUUAAAAUUAAUAUUACAACAUUUAAAAAAUUGUUAAUACGCUGAUAAUGAUAGGCCUUUCACCACAUUAAGAAAAAUACCUACACAAAAAUAAUAAUAAGAAACUAUAUCUAAAAUUUAAAAUUUAAGCACAAAGUAUUAUCUUUAAGCACAAUAAUAGAUAUCAUAUUGGUUGGGCUAGUUGUUAAGAACUAAAAAUUUAAAUUUAAACAUAAUAAACUUUAAAUAUGUACAAAGAAAACUUAGUAAAUAUAAAUAUACAUGUGUAUAUCUAAAUAAAUAAAUAAAUUAGUAUAUAUAUAAAUAAAUAUAUAUUUAUUUAUAUUUAUGUUAAGAUUUGGAGUUCCAUCCUAAAAAGUCAACCUGAUAGGAGGAGUAGCCCAAAGCAUUAUAUAGUGGUUUAUUGUUUUAUAGCUUUCUGGUGUGGGACAAAUACUCUAACACGCCCCCUCAGCCUGAACCGGGCUGGAUAUCAGGUGUAUAAUUGGGCCAAACAGAUCCUUAACAAGCUACCUGUAAUCAUGGGUGCUAAACAAGCUGUCAAACCACAAUCGGAAUUGGCUCUGAUAUCAAGUUAAAAUUUGGGGUUCCAUCCUAAAAGGUCAACCUGAUAAGAGUAACCCAAAGCCUUAUAUAGUGGUUUAUUGUUUUAUAACUUUCCAGUGUUGGAUAAAUACUCUAACAAUUUAAUAAAUGUAGCAGGCCGGGCUUAGCGGACCAAACGGGCCUACACCCUAACCCAAGCCGCCCUUAUCUUAUUGCGGGCCGGGGUCAGCUCGGUCCGGUGGGUAAAUAUAUAUGCCCAAGCCCGCCCAUUUGUGCGGGCUUGGCGGGCUGACCCGGUUUUGUCCAAGUCUAAUGGGGAGUAGCCAUUAGCCUAAAUAAGGAGUUUAGAAAAAGCAGGCACCACCGUGGGUGAGGAGGGUAUUGAUGCUGAGGAAAUAGGGUAGGAGGGAAUAAAAGUUGUAAGCUGAUGUUAUGUAAACAAGGUUACCAUAGUAGUUUGUAGGAGUUUUCUUUUCAAUGGCGCCCUGCAUUUUGUAGGGCAUUAGUGCAGUAUUUUAGCGGCCGAUUUGAACUUGAGAGCCAUGAAAAUUAACUUAAUACCCAAAAAUUUAUUUUGUUCAAACUACUAUAUGCACUCAUUGCCUUAAGCUAACACAGAGGUGAGAGAUAGACGUUUCUUGAAUGAAACACUAAUUAUGUGCAAGAUUAAAUGUUUCUUUUAGUGAAUGGGUUGAGUGCACAUGAAUUCGCAUAUCAAUGCAUAUAUUUGUGUAGAUGCAGUGAGGAAGACGGGUUGCAAUUUUCUUGUUUGACCUCAACGGGAAAAGACCUUGCUUUCUUUAUUCAAAUAAUUUGACAACAAGUAGCAAUGAGAUACUCGGAGAGUGGUGGGAUUCAAAGAUGUUAUAAUACCUAUAUUUUUCCAAAGCAGGCAGAAGCACUUGAAGAGAAAAAAGCUAUGCUUAUUGACAUUAAGCUGGAUGUGUAUUCAAACGAAAAUGAUAAGGAUCAAUAACAAAAAUAACUAACAAUAAAAUUCAGAAAAGACAACUCUUACCUUGUUGGAUAUUGUAGCCAAGGCCUCUGGAAGGAACUUAAUGAUGAAGACAUAUUGAUAGGGAAUGCAAGACCCCUCUCGUUCUCAGGAAACUACAACAAUUUAGAGACAAGGUCGCAUAAAAAAUUACUAGGACUCACACUAGGAAAACAAUCCCUCAACAAUUCGAGAUGAGGGAUUGUUUUCCUUGUGUUGUGUACUUUGAAGGAGAUGGUUCACAGCAGUGAUGAGAGAUUGUUUUCCUAGUGUGAGUCCUAGUAAUUUUUUAUGCGACCUUGUUUCUAAAUUGUUGUAGUUUCCUGAGAUCGAGAGGGGUCUUGCAUUCCUAUCAAUCUGUCUUCCUCAUUGAGUUCCUUCUAGAGGUCUUGGAUACAAUAUCCAACAAGGUCACAAUUGUCAGUUGUCUUUUUUGAGUUUUAUUGUUAGUUCUUUUUGUUGUUGUUCCUUAUCAUUUUCGUUGGCAUACACAUCCAAUUUAAUGUCAAUAAGCAUAGCUUUCUUCUCUUCAAGGGCUUCUGCCUACUUUGAAGAAUAUAGGAAUUAUAACAUCUUUGAAUCCCACCACUCUCCGAGUAUCUCAUUGCUACUUGUUCUCGUAUUAUUUGAAUAAAGAAAGCAAAGUCUUUUCCAGUUGAGGUCAAACAAGAAAAAUGCAACUCGUCUCCUUCAUUGCAUCUACACAAAUAAAUGCAUUGAUAUGCGAAUUCAUGUGCACUCAACCCAUUCACUAAAAGAAACAUUUAGUCUUGCACAUAAUUAGUGUUUCAUUCACGAAACAUCUAUCUCUCACCUCUGUGUUAGCUUAAGGCAAUGAGUACAUAUAGCAGUUUGAACAAAAUAAAUUUUUGGGUAUUAAGUUAAUUUUCAUGGCUCUCAAGUUCAAAUCGGCCACUAAAAUACUGCACUAAUGCCCUACAAAAUGCAGGGCGCCAUUGGCAAGAAAACUCCUACAAACUACUAUGGUAACCUUUUUAUUUAAAAUCAGCUUACAACUUUUAUUCCCUCCGUACCCUAUUUCCUCUGCAUCGGUACCCUCCUCACCCACGGUGCCUGCUUUUUCUAAACUCCUUACUUAGGCUACUCCUCAUCACCAGUAUGCUUCUCGUCUCCCCUAGUCUCCUCUAAUGUUAAAACUGGAUUAGCUUUUCUUUCAUAUAGUGAGAUUUCUCUUUCACAAUUCUAUAUUUAGAAACAAAGUUUAUCUCAGUAAUUUAAAAUGUUUUACUUAUGUUUAACAAAUUAAUCACGAUAAGCUAAUUUAUCUAAUAGAGGUUUUGUUCUUCUCACUUAAGUCAAUUUCGUAUGAAAAAGUUGUACUAAGCGCUAGAUAUAUAUUGACGAUCAACAACCACCCUUUACAGAUUCAACAACCCUUAUCUUUUGAUCUAUUAUCAAUUUAUUAAAAUCGGACCCUGAACUUAGUUGAAUCAUAUUUAUGUUGCCCUAGUUGUGUUCGUGAUUGUCUUCUGUCAAUUUACUCGGUUUAUAUUUAAUUGUUCGGUGUGCUCAUGCUGCUAAGUUUUAUAGUUGCCAAAAUUAUGAGUUAAUAUUUAGGAGUCUAUAAAUAAGUUUGUAUUGACUUAUUUUUUAGUUUUCAUAAGAACUGAGAGAGAUGACUCUUUGUAGCUUUUUAAGUGGUUAUACAUUCUAAAUUACACAAAUUGAGUUAUAUCUUUUACUCAGAUUUUUGAUUGGUCUAAUUAGAUUUCUCAUUCACUAGAAUUUUAGUCAUAGGACAAAUUUUUAUCUGGAGCCAGACUCACUAUUUUUGGCUUGAGAAUAUGAUGAAAUAAAGCAAAAUGACUCACUAAAUUGUCUGCGCUUCUUUGUUAUGAAGUAACAGUCAGUCUAUGCAAUUUUAGACGCGAUUUUCACUAUCGGUCAUUCGGAAACAGUCUCUCUGUGCUUUAGUACAGGGGUAAGACCGCGUACAUCCGACCCCCGCUUACCCCACCGUAGCUGGGAGCCUUUGCGGCACUGGGGUAAUGAUGAUGACAAAUUUUUAUCUGCAUUCCAGAGAACAAAAUUAGUUACUUGUGAGCUUCUGCUGGUUGUGUCAUGCAUUUGAUGUCUUUUACUAUGGUAUUGUGGUGGUAUUUGUAUAUGUAAAUAUAGUUAUUUACUGUAUUGGACAAUUUUCUGACUUAUCACCGUAAAUGAUUGCCAUAUGCCAAUGACUAGUUAACAAGUUUUGUGCAUUUGUUUUCAUAUUGCUAAGUGGUAUGAAUAUGCCUCUAAUAAUCUUUAGCUGUUUUCAUACUUAAUGUUUGUGCAAUAUAAAAUCUUAAAUAUCUUCACACAGUCACACGACUCACACCUCGAUCAGUUGGAUGUAUAUUGAAUAAAUUAUAUAAAGUUGACAUCAAUCAAUAAAGGACUAGUACAGCAGAUAAGCUUUACAGUUUCUUUAUCAGUUUGUCUCCCUAUCUUUCUAUUUGGGGUUGGCCGGAAUUGAAAGGCUAAAUCCAUUAUUUGUAUGUACAGAACACAUUAUUGUGGUUGUGAACUGCAUUUUUUAAAACUUACUACAGUUUCUAAAGUACUUUUUUGGAGGGUGAAGUUGAGAUGGAGAGAGAACAGUGGUGGUGUAUGUGGUGACAAAGUUUAGAAUAAGGAGGAAUUGAGACUGAAAAGCUUGAUUCAUUCCAUGAAAUGAUAUCCUAUUUAUACAACAUUUUAGAGCUAGGCUACUAAUUAUAAUAUUAAAUACAAAGAUUUGUAACUGAAACAUUUAAUACAAAUAUUCUAAUUUAUUUUGUAACUCAUGUAACUGAUCUCUAGAGCUGUCUAGAUUCUUCUGUCUAUAUGCCCCCGCAAGCCAGGUAUUCUAUCAGUGCUGAGAAUCCUGAGCUUGUCACGUAGAAAAACAAACCGUUGUCGUGAAAGGGGUUUGGUGAGAAUGUCAGCUAGUUGAUCAUGCGAGGGGAUAUGAAGAACCCGAAGAAGGCCACGUUGCACACGUUGACGAACAAUAUGGAAAUCAAUGGCAACAUGUUUCAUUCGGGAAUGGAAUACCGGAUUGGCAGAAGAGGUGGUAGCGCCUUUAUUAUCACAUAGAAGAACUGGAGGAGAAGAAGGGGAAUGUCGAAGCUCAUGAAGAAGUGACUCCAUCCAAAGAGUUUCAGAUGCAGCAGUGGAUAGGGCCCGAUACUCUGCUUCGGUUGAGGAUUUGGCAAUUGUGCGUUGCUUGGAGGACUUCCAUGAAAUAAGCGAUUCUCCGAGAAAAAUGGCAUAAGCACUGGUAGAGGAUCGGUCAUCUGGAUUUCCCGCCCAGUCUGCAUCAGCAUAAGCACAAAAUGAAAGGUGAGAACUCCGACGGAGAUAUAAACCAUGAGAGGCUGUUCCGUGAAGAUACCGCAAGAGACGUUUCAUGAGUUGCCAAUGGUUCACCGUGGGUUUGUGCAUAAACUGGGCUAGCUUGUUGAUGGCAAAGGCCGUAUCAGGUCGGGUGAGGUUUAAAUACUGAAGUGAUCCAAUAACUUGACGAUAGAGUGUGGCAUCAAGUAACAGAGUCAAGGAAGCUGAGGAAGCUAAAGGCGUGGAUACUGGAUUCGCCUCGUGCAUGUUCAACACCUGUAAUAAAUCUGUAAUGUACUUGUGUUGAUCAAGAAAGAGUCCAUCUGAUGUAGGGGUAACCUGUAUGCCCAAAAAGUAAUGUAAUGACCCCAAAUCCUUAAUGGAGAAUUUUUGUGCUAACAAGUUAAUAGUCCGAUGAAUCAAGUCUGGUGUAGAGCCCGUAACAAUAAUAUCAUCCACAUAUACCAACACAUAGAUAUAAGAGGGAUGAGAAGAAAAGAUGAAGAGGCUGGCAUCAGAGACUGAUUGAUGAAAACCAAGGGAUAAUAGAAAUCCACUAAGAGAUUGGUACCAUACUCGAGGUGCUUGUUUGAGACCAUAGAUGGAUUUCCUAAGACGACACACUCUUCCAGAGCCAUCAUUGAAACAAGGGGGUUGUUUCAUGUAAACCUCCUCUUGAAGAGCACCAUGUAGAAAAGCAUUGUUGACAUCUAGUUGGUUUAUGUGCCAGCCAUGAGAAAGUGCAAUGGUCAGAACAACCCGAAUAGUAACUGGUUUGAUGACUGGGCUAAAGGUCUCAGAGUAAUCAAUCCCCGGGCGCUGAUGAAAGCCUUUAGCCACCAAUCGAGCUUUGAAACGAUCCAAGGAACCAUCGGGCUUAUAUUUCACAGUAUAAACCCAUUUGCAGCCAACAAUGUUCUGACCAGGAUGAGCGGGUACAAGUUCCCAUGUCCCUUGUUGAACCAAAGCAUCAAAUUCCACAGACAUAGCCUUACUCCAUUCAGGUACCUGUAAAGCUUGAGAAGCACAAGUAGGAAUAAUAUGGUGAGGUAAUGGUGAGUGUGUGACAACAUUAGCUUGUUUACGAGAACGCAGGGUCAUUGGGUGGGUACGUUUGGGUGGAGAGGCUUUUGGAUCAUGAUGAUGACCCAAGGUAGAUAUGGGAUUAUUUGUAGUGGGAGUAAUGGUUGAGGGGUUGGUGUUGGUUGGGCCGGCGGUGAUAAGUGAUGAGGACCGGUGGGUUAGAAGCUGGUGGAGUGUUAUGAGGAGCAGGGUUAGGGGAGUCUUGUGUUAUUGGGGUACGAGUAGUAGGAGACGCCUUUGCUAGUGAUGUACCUGAGAUAGGAAGAUAAGAGAUAGGAGGUUGAAGCCAACUGUCAAUUUCAGAGGACAGAUCUGUAACAUGUGUUGUAUUAUUAGAGAAAGGGAAGACAGACUCAUUGAACACCACAUGCCGACUAAAAAAGAUGCGAUUGGUAGCAGGAUCAAGACAGCGAUAAGCGCUUUGUUGAUCGCAAUACCCAAUGAAAAUACAAGGUCUGGACCGUGGUUCUAACUUAUGAGCUGCAUAAGGACGGAGCCAUGGAAAACAUUGACAUCCGAAAAUAACAAGUUUUGUGUAAUUGGGAGGUUUUUGAAAAAGUUUUUCAUAGGGAGUACAAAAACCUAGAGAUGCUGUUGGUUGCCUAUUAAUUAGAUAUACAGCAGUUAAAAAGGCGUAUGACCAAUAUUUUAACGGCAUUGAAGAGUGGUGAAGUAAAGUGAUCCCUGUUUCUACAAUAUGACGAUGUCGGCGUUCAGCGAAGCCGUUAUGCUCAGGGGUAUAUGGAGGGGUCAGUAAGUGAGUAAUACCACAAGAGGCCAGAAAUUUCCCUAGGGAUAUGUAUUCACCCCCUCCAUCUGAAUAAACCAUUUUAAUAGAUUUUUGAAAAAAGUUUUCUACGAUCUUCUUAAAUUGUUGAAAAAUUGAAGUUACCUCAGACUUGUGAGUGAUAGUGUAAAACCAAAUCUAUUUUGUGUAGUGAUCAACAAAAAUAACAUAAUAACGAAAACCAUCCACAGAAUUAAUGUGUGAGGGACCCCAAACAUCUGUAUAAUUUAAAUCAAGUGGACCUGAACUUGAAAGGGAAGAUUUAGCAAAAGGUAACUUGUGACUUUUAUUACUUGCGCAUGAAGUGCAUAAGGACAAAUCCUUAUUAACAUCUUUAAAGGAAAUACCUAAUGAGGAAAUAACUUUUUGAGUGAUGGGAAGGACAGGAUGUCCUAAACGACAAUGCCAUUUAUUCAGAGAAAAUUCUGUAGUAACAUUGACACAUGGUGAUGAAGGAACAGGAACAUCAGGCAAGCUGUAGACGUCACCUUUAUUCAUACCCCGUAACAAAAUUGCUUCCGUUUUCCGGUCCUUGACAAGACAAAAAGAACGGUGAAACUCGAUUAGUACAUCAUUGUCACGACAUAAUUUGGCAGCUGAAAUUAAAUUAGUAUGAAUAGAAGGAACAAAAAGAGUAUUAGGUAAGGAGAGAGAAUGAAGGGUCAUAUUCCCAACUUGUGCAAUUUCAAGACUUUUAGCGUUACCAAUAAUGAGGGAGUCUGUGCCGGUGUAAUCGGACGCCAGGGUAAGAUUGUUUAAAUUAUUGGUGACAUGAUUAGUUGCUGCCGAGUCCAGCAACCAUCCGGUUCUCCUGGUCGUGGCAGUAUUGGCCUGGGGGGAUAAUUUUGUUGUUCAAACCUGUGCCAACAGUUUAUAGCGAGAUGGUUCGGUUUGCUACAAAUUUGACAUAUAACGGCACCCGGACUGGUAUUUCCCCCAAAAUUAGUACGCCUGCCCCCCGGGAUUAUUAUUUCCACGUCUAUUUGAAUUGUAGAAGUUGCUGGGACGUGGGCCUCGAUUUUGAUUUUUGAAAAAUUUAUUCUGAGUAUUGGGCCUAUUGGGUAGAGUCUGAAACUGUCUGAUGGACCUGGGCCUAAUAUAGACGCAUUCUGGUCUAGACUUCUGCGAACGGUCAUUGCGACCGAACUGUCUUCUUCCUCUUUUCUUUCUACCGUAGCUGCGUUCGCAGUAACAACAGCCGCAUAAUUCAAGAGCUCCUUCCUUCGCAACUUGUCUUUGAAUCUGACCAGUAAGGAGUGGAGUUCUUCAAAGUUAGUUUCAUCUGGGCGGAUGGAGUUCUCCACGGAUUCAAACUCGGGACGAAGACCCUCCAGGGCUUGAAUGGCAAAGUCUUCAUCGUCAACAGGUCGGUCGGCCAUGGCUAGUUCAUCCGCGAGGGUGCGAAGGUGGUGAAGAUAUUCUGCUACAGGUUGCGACCCCUGUUUAGCAUGGCGGAACUGGUCUUUAAGACUUCGGAUUUUGGAAGCUGACCGGGUCCCAUAUAGGCGUUCCAGUGUUUUCCAGACGGAGGCGGAGGUCUUUGCAGACCCAACCAGCGGUUUGCAGGCGGAACUGAGUGAAGAUACAAGAGCGUGCCGCACCAGACGGUCCUGUCUCUUCCAUCGCAGAAAGUUGGCAGCUUCAGUUUCUGGAGGAGGACUGAUUUUUUCAUCAAUAUACUGAUCUAGAUGAGACCCGAACAGAAGGUCCAUUACUUGGUCUCUCCAUACAAGGUAAUUUGAUCCAUCUAGUUUUUCUGGGAAUUGGUUAGGGCUGAGCAUAACAAGGCCAUCCGGGGUUAGGGGAUUAUUCACAUCUUCUGGACUUUUGUCUCUAUUAUUUUCAUGAGCCAUGGGCAGAGAAAGGUGAUGCGGGGGGAAGGUUCAGUGAAGGGAAUAGGCCGUUUAGGCCUCUAGAGGCUCUGAUACCAUGACAAAGUUUAGAAUAAGGAGGAAUUGAGACUGAAAAGCUUGAUUCAUUCCAUGAAAUGAUAUCCUAUUUAUACAACAUUUUAGAGCUAGGCUAUUAAUUAUAAUAUUAAAUACAAAGAUUUGUAACUGAAACAUUUAAUACAAAUAUUCUAAUUUAUUUUGUAAUUCAUGUAACUGAUCUCUAGAGCUGUCUAGAUUCUUUUGUCUAUAUGUGGUAGCUAGUGCAGAGGGAUUUGUGGUGAGUCUGGUAAGUGAACAACCAGUAAUUGGAUGGAAGAGUAAUUUUCUGGAAUUUUGGGUGUGAUGAGAGUCAGGUUGAUCAGGGUGGAAAAAAGUGGGUGCAUAAGUCUCUACUAGGGAGCUUUUUGGCUAGCUCCCAAGUCCUAUGGGAACAUGAGAACAUCGACACUUUCAUGCCACUAUUAUUGCUACCAGCAUUUUCUGUAUCCGCGGUGCAUUAUUAUUCCCAAGUUCACUGGCUAUAUUCAACCAUUAUUUAAAACUUAGUUUGAGUUUUCUGUUAUUGCUUUUUAGAAAACAAAAACUGUUUUCAAUUUUUUAUUCCCAAGUUUUUGAUUUUUUUUGGAUUUGGUUGUUGAUUCAUUUUGACUUCUGAACAUCCCUUGAACUCUUGAAGCAAAUAAUUACUUUGGUAUGUAAGGAAAUACGUAGCAUCAUUUUGUAAGAGAAAAUUGCUCUACCAUCUACUAUCUUGCAUGAAUGCCGCAUAUGGGAAACCCUAUAGGGGUUAGCAACUCAUUAGGUGAACGACGACGUAGACUCAUGUCUGCCCAACCUUCAACGCAUAUUGAAAAAAUGAUAUAUACACUCAUUACUCAUAUGAGUGGUGUUCUCAUCCCUAGGAUUUCUAGAGUCCUUGUGUCAAUUUUGACAUUGGUGUUAUGAGUGGUUUCUUCUCAAAUUUUUAUGCUAGUACCUACAAAGUGUUAUGUUAUUGUUCAAUUGACAUUGAUGACAUUUAUCGAGUUUUAGAUUUGUUUUUCUCAAAUACCAUUGGUAUUAUGCUUCUCAAAUCAUCUAUGACGACACCGUUAUCCGCCCUCCUCCAGAACCACCGCCACAGAAGGUAGUACAAGAUUUUAUAUCAACAUAUAUAUUUAGUACAAGGCUGAAAUAAAUGUCACUUGCUUUCAGAAAGUCGUGAUCGGUCUGUAGGUACAAUGGAACAAGACUAUGAGUAGUUUGUAGUUUCGCCUAUUUCAGUACUUUGCAUUACUUUUUAUUUUUUCAAUUUGUUUUUAAUAGAGUUGUAAAUGUUUUAAAUCACUAUAGAAACAUGAAGACUUACUCUGCUGGGUAGCAGAGCCAAAGUCUGAUCAUUCGGCUUAUGUCUAGGGUUGGUAUGAUAUUGAGCCUAGUGUAAUAUGGUUUGGUUUAUUGAUUUUAAUAUAGACUAUUUCCAUUCAAAAAAAGCAAAUUGCUCUAAGGGAGUGUUUGCAAUAGCUUAAAAAAGCUCUCCUUGGCUUUUGGCUUACAAAAAGUUAAAAUUAGUGCUUUCAAGUGACAACUAUUACUUAAAAAAACGUUUUCGGCUUUUGUGUGAAAAGUGCUUUUUACUUUUUCUAUUACACAAAAAGCCCUUAUUUUACCAAACACUACCAACUUUUACUUUUCAAAAUCACUUUGUUCUCACAACCAACUUUUACUACUAAUCUUUUUUUCCAAAAUCACUUCCAAAAGUGCUUUUUUUAAGCAGAAGCAAUUGCAAACACUCCCUAGUCCCUAACUAUCAUUUUGGUGGCGGUGUGAUAGCAGGUCGAAGGUGAGAGUCGGAAAAUUUUUCGACGAUCAACGGAGAUGGUCUAGUGGCGUCCGGUGGUGGAUCAAUGUCAUCAAUCGGUGGCGGCGGUCUGGUGGCAUUUUGUGGUGGACCAAUCCGCGGUGUUUGGCACCUCAGGCCAUGCUCGCGCUUACGAUCGAUCACGAUUUUGACGUUGUUGGCGUCUCUCGCGCUCUUGCAAUUGCUGGAAUCGCUCUUGCUUCUGCAAUCUUUGGCGUUGUUGGCGCUUUCGUGAUCGACAAUGUCGCUGGCACUUCUGUCAUCCCCUGUAGUUUUUUUCACCUUCAUCUAUUUCUUUAGCCUCAUCGUGUAGAUGUGCGGUGACGUUUGGCCUGGGAGUGUGGGGGCAGCGACGGUGCGGGAAUUGGAGAGAAAGGGGUUAGGGACGUUAAAUGAUGAAAUGACAUAUAAAAGGAUAAUAUGAGAAAAUAGAAUGUUGGUGAAACUCAAUUUGAAAAAUGUUCAUACUAUUGGGAUAAUUCAAAAGGGAAAGUUUAUUUGCGAGGAGUAUUUUCAAUUUUAUGAAAAAGUACAUAUUUUACGUGCA
Messenger RNA from Cuscuta europaea, 16371 nucleotides. Lineage: Eukaryota; Viridiplantae; Streptophyta; Magnoliopsida; Solanales; Convolvulaceae. The record is from the annotation of a GenBank genome assembly.